This is a messenger RNA of Erigeron canadensis, 2172 nucleotides long. Its product is annotated as cyclic nucleotide-gated ion channel 18. The transcript is spliced from 6 exons. The record is from RefSeq and is a predicted model, not a curated record. Gene Ontology annotation, molecular function: monoatomic ion channel activity. NCBI's taxonomy places the organism in Eukaryota, Viridiplantae, Streptophyta, Magnoliopsida, Asterales, Asteraceae. Gene Ontology annotation, biological process: transmembrane transport; monoatomic ion transport. Gene Ontology annotation, cellular component: membrane. Bases 97 to 2172 code for a protein of 691 amino acids.
ACAUAAAUAAUCACCAUACAACAAACAUUUUUCGCGCGCAAUUUCUCGCCAUCCAUAAACGGAAAUCACCCGUGUCACCCACCGCCGUGAUAAACGAUGAUGAUGAACCGGGUUUUGACAACGCCAGCCUUCCGUCUUCGCCAAUCCCUUACACGGCCCAAUGCCAAAACCGUAGCCUCAGAUCAAGUUAAUAGCGAAACGUUAUGGCAUUAUCAGAUCCUUGAUCCAAAUGGAGAAGUCGUGACACGAUGGAACCAUUUCUUUCUUGUGAUGUGUCUCGUGUCGCUCUUUAUAGAUCCUCUUUAUUUUUAUUUGCCUUAUGUUGGGGGAGAUACAUGUAUGACAACAGAUAAUAAAGCCGCGAUUGCUAUCAAUACGUGGAGGUCUAUCGCGGACGUGUUUUUUGUUUUACAUAUUAUUAUGAAGUUUCGUACCGCGUUUGUGGCUCCUAGUUCUAAGGUUUUUGGAAGAGGGGAACUCGUUAUGGAUAAGCGGCAGAUUGCAAGAAAGUAUUUGAAGGGUGAUUUUAUCAUAGAUGUGGCCGCGUCUCUCCCUUUGCCCCAGAUAGUUAACGAGCUCAUCAUACCAGCAACAAAACGGAACACCAAAAAUCAUGCUAACAACACGCUUUCUCUUAUCGUUCUAAUUCAGUAUAUCCCAAGAUUGUUUGUCAUAUUCCCAUUAAAUCAGAGGAUUAUAAAAUCUACUGGCUUUGUAGCCAAGACAGCCUGGGCAGGAGCUGCUUACAAUCUCCUCCUUUACAUGCUUGCUAGUCAUGUCUUGGGGGCUUCAUGGUAUUUGAUGUCUAUUGGGCGCCAGCAUUCCUGUUGGCAACAAGGGUGUAAAGAGGAGAUGGCAUCGAAAGUCUGUAUAAGUUUUUUGGACUGUAACAGCGUAAAUCAACCUGAACGCAAAAAAUGGCUUGAAUCAACCCGUUUGAGAACUCUGUGUGACGCUAGCAAUGAAACUUCUCCUUUCAAAUUUGGUAUGUUCGCGGAUGCUUUCACAAGCGAAGUUGCUUCAUCCAAGUUCUUCGAGAAGUACUUAUACUGCCUUUGGUGGGGCUUGAGAAAUUUGAGUUCAUAUGGCCAGAAUCUGGAAACUAGUAUAUAUAUUGGUGAGACAUUGUUCUGCUCUGCCAUAUGUAUUGGGGGUUUAAUUCUAUUUGCACAAUUGAUAGGAAAUAUGCAGACAUACCUGCAAUCCAUGACGGUGAGACUUGAAGAAUGGAGAAUCAAGAAAAGAGACACAGAGGAAUGGAUGAGGCAUCGGCAAUUACCUCAAGAUUUGCAAGAUAGGGUUCGGCGUUUUGUUCAAUAUAAAUGGUUGGCUACUAGAGGUGUGGACGAAGAGUACAUUCUGCAGUCGUUGCCCAUAGAUCUCCGUCGUGAGAUACAACGUCAUUUAUGCCUUAAUCUUGUUCGCCGAGUACCUUUCUUUUCACAAAUGGAUGACAACCUUCUUGAUGCCAUCUGCGAAAGACUUGUGUCAUCCUUAAGCACCCAAGGAACCUACAUUGUUCGUGAAGAUGAUCCAGUAAACGAAAUGUUGUUUAUCAUUAGAGGACAAUUAGAAAGCUCAACAACCGAUGGAGGAAGAUCAGGGUUCUUCAAUUCCAUCACACUUAGACCAGGUGACUUCUGUGGUGAAGAAUUACUCACAUGGGCGUUACUACCAAACCCCACAAGCUAUCCUUCUUCAACAAGAUCCGUUAGAACCUUGACUGAAGUAGAAGGCUUUGCAUUACGAGCCGAAGACCUUAAAUUUGUAGCCAACCAAUUUAAAUAUCUUCAUAGCAAGAAACUACAACAUGCAUUCAGGUAUUACUCUCACCAAUGGAGAACAUGGGGUGCUUGUUUUAUUCAAGCAGCAUGGCGAAAAUACAAAAGAAGAAAGCUUGCUAAAGAAUUAGCUCUUCAAGAAAACGCGUAUUACAAUCAAGAUGGAGAGAUGGUGGAUGGUUAUUACUAUGAGUCAGGGAGCGACGGCAGCUCUCCUUCGAGUGAAGGUCAUGGCGGAGGUCAACAAUUUGGAGUUAGUGCCACCAUUUUGGCAUCAAGGUUUGCUGCAAAUACAAGAAGAGGAAUUGGUCAUCAUAAAGUUACUUCAGUUGAUUCUUCUACUAGUCUCAAAAUGCCUCAAUUGUUUAAACCAGAUGAGCCUAGAUUUUGA